Molecule: messenger RNA, 944 nt
Organism: Leptosomus discolor (cuckoo roller)
Lineage: Eukaryota; Metazoa; Chordata; Aves; Leptosomiformes; Leptosomidae
Source: RefSeq, a predicted model, not a curated record
CUUCAAUGAGAAGAGGCAGGACACCACAGGUAGUAAGAACACAUGUGCCUCCCAGAGCUGAGAGGAUGACUGUUGAUCAGGACUGGACCAGUGUUUAUCCAACAGCAGCUGCAUUUAAACCUGCCUCUGUGCCUCUCCCAAUUCGAAUGGGUUACCCAGUGAAGAGAGGAGUACCUCCACCGAAAGAAGGCAACUUAGAACUUAUAAAGAUUCCCAAUUUUUUGCAUCUUACUCCUCCUGCAAUUAAGAAACACUGUGCAGCUCUUAAAGAUUUCUGCACUGAAUGGCCAAAUGCUUUGGACAGUGAUGAGAAAUGUGAACAGCAUUUUCCUAUUGAAAUUGAAACAGUAGAUUAUGUUUCUUCAGGGACAUCUAUUCGUAAUCCCCAAGCAAGAGUGGUGACUUUAAGGGUUAAACUUUCUAACCUGAAUUUGGAUGAACAUGCAAAGAAGAAGCUCAUUAAACUUGUAGGAGAGCGGUACUGUAAGGAUACAGAUAUGCUCACAAUUACAACGGACAGGUGUCCGCUGAGAAGACAGAACUAUGACUAUGGCAUACACCUCCUCACAGUUUUGUACCAUGAGUCUUGGAAAACUGAAAUGUGGGAGAGCGAGAAGACUGAGGAAGAUAUGGAAGAGUAUAUCUGGGAAAAUAGCUGCUCUCAGAAAAAUGCCUUGGAUACGCUGCUUCGAAUAAAAGCCUCAGAGAAUGUCAGUAAUGUAACUAAGGAAGAGCUUCUUGCAUCUGAAGUGGUUAAGAAUUACAGAAACUCUGUAAUUGCACUGAAAAAUGAAGGUGAAACAGAAAAUAACGUAUCUCAGUAUAAGGAAUCUGUGAAGAAACUAUUAAAUAUACAAGCAUUAUCAUGAAAGCAGGCUCUGCAGGUACACCUGAUUGUUACGGAGGUGUUAAACUACUAUGUUAAUAUUUCUAUAUGAGAUGGA